Molecule: messenger RNA, 1734 nt
Organism: Rhizoctonia solani
Lineage: Eukaryota; Fungi; Basidiomycota; Agaricomycetes; Cantharellales; Ceratobasidiaceae
Product: cuticle-degrading protease
Exons: 11
Coding region: 1-1734 (577 amino acids)
Biological process (GO): proteolysis
Molecular function (GO): serine-type endopeptidase activity
Source: RefSeq, a predicted model, not a curated record
AUGCCCGGAAUAGAUAUCGAAAAUAGCCCCGGUAUGCGUUGGGUGUAUGGCAUUCCGGACAGGUUGGCUAUAAUACUAGCUCGGAUGAAUGGACUACUAGAAGAUUUUGGAUCGAACGUGGAUCACAGGAUAAUCAAAGAGCUUGAAGCUGGUAUCAGUAGCGUCGAGACAGUUGUUUCAGCUCCUGAUGAUUCCAACCUAGAUUUCGGAAGGCUGGUUGUACAGGAGUGUUGGCGGCAAGUGGCAUAUAUCUACCUAUACAUGGGAUUGUGCGGUGCUAAUUCUCAUGAUGUUCGGGUUGUUGAUGCUCAUGCUACAUUUAUGGAUAUGUUUCUGAGAGCCAACCCAGGGAGAACCCCAGACUCGUUCUUGAUUCUUCCUCUUCCAGUUCUAGGAAUCGCUACCCGUCAUCCACAUGACCAGGAGCUACUUAGAAGGCGCAUGUUAGCCUUGCCAGAAUGCUCACGAAGGGGCACCACCGGGAAUCAAUUUAUUCGAAUGUUGGAGGCCAUCUGGGGCUCGAUCAACGACUACCGUUCUCUAACCUUCAACUCUCUCUCAUACAUUCUCAAUCCUUCUACUAUCACUGUCAUCAUGCGCGCCGUUUUCCUCACCGCUGCCGCUUUUUCUGCUCUCUUGACGGCCUUCGCUGCCCCUACCGUUAACGUACCUGUCAGCAAACAUGCUGGCCCAGUCAAGGCUAACUCCUACAUCAUCAAACUUAAGGACGGUGUGUCCAAAGACUCCCACAUUGCCAAAUUGCUCUCUAGCACUUCCGACUCCAAGAUCGAGUACAAGUACGAGCAGGUCUUCCACGGCUAUGCUGCCGAGCUCAAGGGCAAGGAUCUUGACUAUGUACGCCAAUCAAGUGAUGUAGAAUACAUCCUCGAGGAUGGAAUAUUUACGAUCCAAUACGAGGUCGCUGAGACCGUGGGCGAAGUUAGGACAGCCGUUGAACCCGUUGGUCAAUUGUCUAAGCGAGCCAACGGAUCCGGUGUAGAUGUUUACGGCGUUGACACUGGUAUCUACACUGCACACAGCAGCUUCGGCGGCCGUGCUCGCUGGGGCGCUACUUAUGGUGGAUACGCUAACGCUGAUGGAAACGGCCAUGGCACUCACACUGCUGCUACUGCUGUCGGAAAUACCUACGGUGUUGCUACCUCUGCUAAUGUUAUUGCUGUCAAGGUCUUGUCUGAUGCUGGUUCUGGCGCAUACUCUGACAUUAUUUCCGGGGUUAACUACGUUGUUACAUCUGCUGCCUCCUCCGGUCGCCCUUCAAUUGCCACACUCUCGCUUGGCGGAUCAGCUAACUCUGCUCUCGACUCUGCUAUCACCACCGCGAUUGGAAAAGGAAUUCACUUCACUGUCGCCGCCGGCAACUCUAACGUUGAUGCUGCGAACACUAGUCCCGCCCGCGUUGCGGCUGCUAACACAAUCGGUGCGGUCGACUCGAGCAACAGGAAGGCAUCUUUCUCGAACUACGGCCGAGUUUUGGAUGCAUGGGCACUCGGAGUGAAUGUUUUGAGCGCCUGGAUCGGUAGCACCACCGCGACCAACACGAUCAGCGGAACUUCGAUGGCGACACCCUUCGUUGCAGGUGUGUUGGCCGUCGCGAUUGGGGACUAUGGAAACAAGUCGCCCGCUGAGCUUUCGGCCGAUCUCAAGUCUCACGCUCGUGCCGUUGUGACCGGAGCACCUUCCGGAACUACCAACUUGCUCGCGACCAAGUGGUGA